This is a messenger RNA of Sphaeramia orbicularis (orbiculate cardinalfish), 1444 nucleotides long. Its product is annotated as mitochondrial calcium uniporter dominant negative subunit beta. Gene Ontology annotation, cellular component: uniplex complex. Gene Ontology annotation, molecular function: calcium channel inhibitor activity. Lineage: Eukaryota; Metazoa; Chordata; Actinopteri; Kurtiformes; Apogonidae. The record is from RefSeq and is a predicted model, not a curated record. Gene Ontology annotation, biological process: calcium import into the mitochondrion; mitochondrial calcium ion homeostasis. The transcript has 8 exons. The coding region runs from base 246 to 1247 and encodes 333 amino acids.
GGAGACAAAAGGAAACGGAGUCUUGCUGCUGGGAGCGCGCAUGUUGUCAGAGGAAAUGGUACGCAGCGCCGACGCCCUCUGCCUGUCUGUCUGUCGGUGUGGAUCUGUCUGUCUGUCCCGGAGCACUCUUCUCAUCUGUUGGUAUUUACUCUGAUUACAUUUCCUGGAAGCCCUGGUUCGGACCGGGCUGUGUUUUGCGCACUUCUCUGGGCUCGGUAUGUCCGUGCGCGGCUAAAGGCUAAAGGAUGGCUCCGGCGCGGAUGCUCGCCAAAGUUCCAAGCAGACUUUUUGGAGGACUUCAGCCUCUUCACUGCGCCUUCAGAACUACUCCUCUUCUUCACCAGGUUCAACAGAGGCAGAUUCCUCUUGGAAAUUACCCAGCUCUUUUCUACAGCUCUCUUCCGCCCUCCACUGAUGUGUCGUUGAAAUACAAAUUUGGUCGACUGGUUCUGGAGGUCCCGUUGCCGUCCAGGGAUGAGAAGUGUCUGUUCUUCCUCAGACCCAUGCUGAUGAAUGUGGGAGACCUGAUCGCUGACCUGCAAAGGGAAGACCCCGGAGUCACUGCAUCGGUGUUAUCCAAGGAUGGUGAACGUGUAGCCAACAAGACGCUGAUCGACACCCUGCUGGACAAGGACUUCCAGCUGGUCAUCAAUGAUAAAAUUCAUCACAUCCACUCUCCUGAAAAGGUGUGUGCAUCCACUGAACACGCCAUGGAAAUGGACGACAUGAAGUACGUGGUGCAUCUGCUGCACACGGCGCUCAACCUCCCUGAACACCACCAGCUGAAGGAGAGGCAGCUGCUGGAGAGACUAGAUAGGCUCAAACAAGAGCUGUCACCUCUGGAAAAGAUGAAGGCGCAGUUGUCCCGUACGGCUGGCUUCCACACCUCCAGGGUUAUGUGGACCGGCAUGGCCCUGCUGUCUGUGCAGGGCGGAGCUCUGGCCUGGCUCACCUGGUGGGUCUAUUCAUGGGACGUCAUGGAGCCGGUCACAUACUUCAUCACCUACGCCACCAGCAUGGGAGCCUUCGCCUACUAUGUCCUUACCAAGCAGGAUUAUGUGUAUAAUGAUGCUAAAGAUAGACAGUUCCUGCGUUACUUUUAUAAAGGAGCCACCAAAAAGAAUUUCGACGUACAAAAGUACAAUGAACUAAAGGACGAACUGGCAGAGGUGGAAGACGAUCUGAGACGUCUGAGGAACCCGACUCGGCUUCAACUACCACUUGAGCAGAUCCAGACAAAGCCAUGAACAAACCCAAGCCAUGAAAAGUCGCCAACAACACGCUCCACUUUAUUUUGAUAAUGGCACAUUUUUUUAAAACAGGAAUCCGUAUCACUCAGUUAUGUUUACAGUCUUGAUAAUGAUGCCAACUAUACCUUGUAGAAAAUAAACACUGAGUACUAUUGAAAUAAAAGUUUUGUUUCUCAACAGUGGGAGUAACUGGA